Culicoides brevitarsis is the source of this 1185-nucleotide messenger RNA. RefSeq lists its product as uncharacterized. Bases 1 to 1185 code for a protein of 394 amino acids. The record is from RefSeq and is a predicted model, not a curated record. Gene Ontology annotation, biological process: receptor localization to non-motile cilium; non-motile cilium assembly. The transcript is spliced from 2 exons. Gene Ontology annotation, molecular function: GTPase activity; GTP binding. NCBI's taxonomy places the organism in Eukaryota, Metazoa, Arthropoda, Insecta, Diptera, Ceratopogonidae. Gene Ontology annotation, cellular component: ciliary membrane; non-motile cilium.
AUGGGAAACUUGUGCAAUAAAUGCAAAGAAAUCAAACGUAAAAGUAAUCUUCCAAUUGUGAUAUUGGGCAUGGAGAACGCUGGCAAAACGGAAAUUGCGCAUAAACUUUGUAAAAUUAAGCGAAGCGACUAUCUUCCAACGUCGGGCUGUAAAGUUUACGACGAAAUUCACGUGAAAAAGUUGGAUGUCUCGUUAACGGAACUCGGAGGCGGUCCAAAUAUUCGAGGAAUUUGGAAAUAUUACCUUUUAGAGGCGUACGGCGUCAUUUAUGUCAUCGACUCGAGCGACAUUUCAAAGUUGGAAGAGUCUCGCACGAUUCUCGGCGAACUUUUAUCCAACCCGCAUCUCGAAGGAAAGCCAUUUCUCAUCUUAGGGAACAAACAAGAUCUGCCAGCUGCCUUGGAUUAUCUCGACAUUUUCUACUAUUUCGGCUUGGAACAAAUGGCAAACUCCUCGCAGAGCCCUUGCAUGCUCGAAGUAACGGGAAAUUUCGCAAACGGGCAUUCCGAGUUGGAUACCGCGAUGGAAUGGCUCGCCAGUGCGAUCGAACAUCGACUCAAGGCGAUCCGAAAUAUGAUCAAGUUCUUCCAACAACUCGAAGAUGUGAAGAAUGAAAUUGCGAAUAUGCGACCUGUAACGAGCACAAUCGCGAAAAUUCAUCGAAAAAGCUUGAAAAAAUUAAAAUUGAGACCAAAUACGGCACCGAAUGUCAAAUUUAAACCGCAAAUCAUGCGAGAAAUGCCGUUACUCUUGAACUUGAAGACGCAAGAAGCAAUCACAACCCCUCCCAAUGUCGUUCCCAUCGAAGAAAAAGAAGAAAAUCCUAUCCCCUUGCCCAUUAAAUCACCCAUCAAAACGCCAGAAAAACCUCAAUCUCCCCAAAUGACGGAAACGACGGAAAUCGAUAAAGUUAAGGAACGAGAUUCAGAAAAUAAUAAUUUUGUUAAAAUUCCGCAAAUUGAAUAUUUUUCGGAUAAUUUGGAUGAGCAAGAUGACGACUUGAAAUUGUCUUCCAUGAAUGUGACAGAGGUUCAGGUUCAAGUGCAUCGCGUCGAUGAAAAGUCUCCGUAUCGCAACAACAAUAACGAGUUACCAGUUUUGAAUAAUGUUCAUCAAAAAGUUUUUCCUUCCGUGCCAAAUGGAAAUCUACUUCAAAUAAAUAACGAGAAAAAUCGUAAGUUUUAA